AUGAGUUCUUACAUGCUGCAGCGCGAACGAGGCUCACGUGCACCAUGUUAUUCGAUGGCGCGCUGCCGAGUUCCUGCGAGAAACCGCCUUCACCGCUGGGUGCUCCUAUUUUUCAGUGUGUUCGUGCUGUGGUUCGCGGCCCAAAGCAUGCUUGUUCUGGGACACGCAGAAGAAGAAUUUAUACCACAGAGAGCAGUGAAUCAACCAGAGCUGGUGCAAGACUCGAGAGCGCUAGCGGCGACUGCGGCAGCGCCGCUGCAAGCAAUGCGGCUUGAAGCUGGAACGCCGGCUCCAACGACGGGUAUUCCUUAUUCCGCGCUCUCGCCGAGCGUGCUAAGCACCGCCCAACAAGCAGCACUUUGCGCGGAGCUCUGCCCGAAUGCAGUCACGACCUGCGCAAUCAAGUUCAUCUACGGCACCGGAACGACCUGUUGUUGCUCGGGGGCGUUCUUUGUCCGUGGCAGCAUUGGACACCUUUGUAGCGACCAAUCCAUUCCCAAACUCGUCCCCGAGUCGCUGCUCAACCAAGUCAUCACCGCAGCGAAUGCAUCGAGUACCGGUGUUGAGGAUAAGCCGCCCGGAGCGAUUACCAAGGCGAAUGCCAGUGCGCUGCAUCUCGCUGGGCGCAGCGGUCUCGACCGGAUAAACCAAGUGCGCGCUGCUCAGCGCAGAGAGCCCAUUAUUUGGAGUCAAGCGGUCUACGAGAGUGUUUCUUUCUGGCUCUCUUAUCUGGAUACAACCCAUCUCUUCAUUACGCAAAACUUGGGCAAACCAGCAAAGCCCUUUCCGCCCGGUGCACUGUUCCUUGCAGAGGUGGUGCUCGCUCAGCGCCUUCCUGAGAAUGUCACCGCAGAGGAGGCUGGCAUAGCUUGCGGAAACGCCCUGCUCAACGGGAACAUUUCGGCGGAGAUCACACUGGCAAACUAUGAAUUCGGCGCUGUGGGUACCAUGCCGCGUUCCUCAGGUCCCGAGUGGCUAUGCUCUAUCAGUCUCGGAAACAUGUUUCGAUACGGCGGGACAAGUUUCCCCAAUGCAACGGGUUCAUAG
Messenger RNA from Cyanidioschyzon merolae strain 10D, 1047 nucleotides. RefSeq lists its product as hypothetical. The transcript has a single exon. NCBI's taxonomy places the organism in Eukaryota, Rhodophyta, Bangiophyceae, Cyanidiales, Cyanidiaceae. The record is from RefSeq and is a predicted model, not a curated record. The coding region runs from base 1 to 1047 and encodes 348 amino acids.